This is a messenger RNA of Clarias gariepinus (North African catfish), 1109 nucleotides long. It is a transcript of the gene gstz1, whose product is annotated as glutathione S-transferase zeta 1. Gene Ontology annotation, molecular function: glutathione transferase activity; maleylacetoacetate isomerase activity. The record is from RefSeq and is a predicted model, not a curated record. Gene Ontology annotation, biological process: glutathione metabolic process; L-phenylalanine catabolic process. The transcript has 9 exons. Gene Ontology annotation, cellular component: cytoplasm; mitochondrion. Bases 374 to 1036 code for a protein of 220 amino acids. Lineage: Eukaryota; Metazoa; Chordata; Actinopteri; Siluriformes; Clariidae.
AAUACAGAAGGCGAAAUGAUUGGAAUCGACUGUAUCCCGACUCCAAGGACUAGGAACUGAAAGAGUCGAUUUUACUCAAAGGAGUCGGUACAUGCUUUCUAACGCAGUGAUCAAAGAAUCGACACUUUUCAGGAGCGAGUGAAAGCUUUCCAUCACGUGGAGCAAAUGGUGCGCUGCAACACAGCCGAUUGUAAAAAAAUAAUAAUAAACUGUAUUUGUAAGACGUUGAUAAGUGUGCACUGUAUGUGCACAGGUGGUUUAAAUAACAUUUUGUGAUCUAGUAUCCUGGUCAGCCACGGAGUAUUGCGUGGUGGUUAAUGAGUGAAGUUAUUUUGGAUUGAAGCUUGAAUCAGUCGCACCUCAGCUCACAGAAAUGCGAACAUCCUUUGCAUGUUUGAUGAAGCCCGUGCUCCAUGGCUAUUUCAGAAGUUCUUGCUCUUAUAGAGUGCGGAUUGCUUUUGCCCUGAAGGGUAUUGAAUAUGAUCAAGUGCCAGUCAAUCUCGUCAAGGAUGGAGGCCAACAGCUGACAGAUCAGUAUAAAACAGUCAACCCAAUGCAGCAAGUCCCUGCAGUCACCAUUGAUGACAUCACCUUGUCUCAGUCACUCGCCAUCAUCCAGUACCUUGAUGAAACUCGUCCCAAGCCACGUCUUCUCCCUGCUGACAUAAAGCAGCGAGCCCAAGUGCGUAUGAUCUCUGAUCUCAUCGCCUCUGGGAUACAGCCUCUACAGAACGUUUAUGUGAUACAGAAAGUUGGUGCAGAAAAGGUACAGUGGGCUCAGCAUUUCAUCAACAAGGGAUUCAAAGCCCUUGAAACCAUUCUAAAGGAGACAUCUGGAACGUACUGUGUUGGGGAUGAGAUAUCCAUGGCAGACAUCUGUCUUGUACCCCAGGUCUACAAUGCCGAAAGGUUUAAAGUGGAUCUUGACCAGUAUCCUACAAUCAAGAGGAUAAACCAGACACUAAUGGAGCUUGAAGCCUUCAAAGUCAGUCAUCCAUCCUGUCAGCCUGAUACACCUGAUGACCUGAAAGCAUAAACAAUUUAAAGCUCCCUGUUAAGUCAGAAGUAGAAAAAUGAGAUUAAAGCUUUAUUAAAGGAGUUUACACCAA